Aspergillus affinis is the source of this 4482-nucleotide messenger RNA. Its product is annotated as Arabinosidase A. Gene Ontology annotation, biological process: L-arabinose metabolic process. Bases 1 to 4482 code for a protein of 1493 amino acids. Gene Ontology annotation, molecular function: alpha-L-arabinofuranosidase activity. The record is from RefSeq and is a predicted model, not a curated record. Lineage: Eukaryota; Fungi; Ascomycota; Eurotiomycetes; Eurotiales; Aspergillaceae. The transcript has 14 exons.
AUGCAUAAAGGCCUCGUUCACCAGGAAACAGAACUCCUUCGGAUAUCCGACCGUCAUGGAAGCGCCGAUAACCUGACCUUCGAGAACAAGCCCGGCUGGCGAAAGAGUCAGCUGCGAGUCUGGGCGGGGAGCUGGCGGUUCAUCCUGUUUCUAUCGUUCGUGGCCAGUCUGGUGGUUCUCGUGCUGAAUCUGGUGGCUUUGAUCUGGGCGGCUGCGAGCAAUCAGGUUCAGAAGGGUCGCGGGGUCUUGUAUGAAGGGGACUGUGAGAAAGUGCAGCGGUUGAACGUCGGCAUUCAUUUUCUCAUCAACGUGCUGGCCACUGUUUUGCUGGGCGCUAGCAAUUAUGGCAUGCAAUGCCUGUCUGCUCCGACGAGAUGCGACAUAGAUCGAGCACACCGCAAUGGCCGCUGGCUGGACAUCGGCGUGCAGAGUGUCCGCAACCUUGCUCAUGUCUCCGUUCCGCGCUGUCUGUUGUGGAUCGCGCUGGCCUUCACCGCGCUUCCGCUUCAUCUCUUCUAUAAUGCCACCAUCUUCGCCACGCAAUCCGCGCACGCCUACAAUGUUUUUGCUGGUAAAGGAUCGAUCCUUGGGCAGGAUGACCUGAAAUCCUCGCAGAUCAGCGAUAUUGGCACGGAAUAUCGACCGUCGUUCAAGGGCCUGUAUGAGCAGGCUCGGAAUGAUUCCCUCGAGCGCUUGGAUGCUUCUCAGUGUGUGGAUGCCUACGCGAGGACCUUCCAAGCGACAUACGGCAAUCUCUUGGUCGCUACGGAUGACGUGAAAGAACCCAAUUUCGAGUUCUUCUAUUCCCAGAGCGUGUUCAGUCCGAUGCAGUACCUCUUGUUAUCUCAGCCCGGCGCUGAUCCCUAUCGCUGGCUGUGUCCUGGAGACGCGGAUAAGGAUUGCGAUGUGUAUUUGCCGGAUAUUCACGAUCGAAUUAACCAGGACAGCUGGACUGCCCAAACUGCUACCCGCGAGUAUAAGGUGAACUACUGUCUGGCGGAGAAGCUGCCUCAGCAGUGCAAACUGGAGUAUUCUCUCACGAUGACGAUCAUCCUCAUCGUGCUUAACGUUCUUAAUGCCGGAAUUAUGGGCUAUGUCGCGCUCGGCACGAAAGACUCUCCCUUACUGACCGUUGGGGACUCCAUCGCCUCGUUCCUGAGCCGGCCGGACACGUCAACCCAGAAUAAAUGUUUUCACAGCAGAGCGAUCGUUGGUGAGCUGAACUCCGGCCUGCUCAUCUAUCAAGCUCUUGAUAAGCCGGUGAUGUUCGAGCAGAAGGGCAAGCGAUGGAUCUCUGCCGCCUCGUUUGCCAAAUGGGGAUUCGCCGUGAUCGUCUGGCUCGUCGCCAUCGGCGUAUGUCUUGGCCUCCUGGCCUACGGCCUCAGCGAGAUGAACCACAGCAACGGUGUCUGGACCGCCUCCAUUGGAGAAGCCACCGGCCAAACCAUCAUCAAGGGCGAUUACUGGCCCACCACCAUCGGCGUUAACAUAAUCAUCGCCAACGUCGCCCAGCUCAUCUUCACCAUGCUCUACUUCUCUACCAACUCGCUUCUCUCCGCCAUGACUCUCGCCGCUGAAUGGAGCCGCUUCGCCGUCCGUCGCAGUGGGCUCCGCAUCUCUGCCUCUCCACAGGUCUCGCAACGCCAUUCCUAUUUCCUGUCUUUGCCCAUCUACUACGGUCUCCCGUUCCUCCUCGCCUCCGCCGUCUUGCACUGGCUCAUCUCACAAAGCCUCUUCCUCGUCUCUGUCGAAGCCUACACCGCUGACCACGCGCGAGACACAUCCAGAGACCUGGUCACCUGCGGGUUCUCGCCUGUCGCGAUUGUCAGCGCCGUCGCCGUCGCCGCGUUCAUCGCUCUCUGUGUCUUUGGCCUCGCUUGGCGGCGCUUCGCGUCCGGCAUGCCCAUCGCGGGGAGUUGUAGUCUCGCGAUCGCCGCCGCGUGUCAUCCGUACUUUGAUCCGAAUUAUCUAGGCGGGGACCGUAUCGCGGAGAUCCAGUUCUACGGGGAGGAUGUGGCUAUGUUGCCGGUUAAAUGGGGCGCUGUCCCCUUGGAGGGGAAUUUGGGGCAUUGUACGUUCUCGGCGGGGGAGGUUGAGAUGCCGGAUGAGAAGAAGUUAGCUGCGGCCCGGUUCACGUCGCUUGUCUCGCUGUCAGAAAUAGCAUUGUCCCAGAACUCAAACAGUUACUCAUCACGGGACUGGCUGGCAGCUCAGUUCCGCCGGGGUUUUGCCGUGCGCGUCAAAAUGCGGAGCCGAAAUGAGGGGAAAAAGCGUGGCCAACGUCAUGUUGCAGUAGACGAUGCCAAGUUCGUUGCUGCCUCGCUGAAGAGUCGCUUCGCGUGGCUUCUUGUACCAUGUCUGUCGCGGAGAAAACCUGGUCAGGUACCCAAACCGGUUUUCCGGAGACAUGCACGGCUAAUUCGGUCAACUGCUCAGCUUCAGCGUGGAGAUGAAUGCGCCCUCUCCUUCCUGUUCCUGCUCGUCAGCUGCGGGCCUCCACAUCCCCAGACCUCCACAUCUCGGUUGAUUGCUGCUGUCUUCUCCGAUGUAUUCCCGUCCCUCAUUCUUGAGCGAGGCAACAAGAGUGUAUUCGCCAUGGUCGCUUUCUCGACGCUCUCGGGCCUCGGUGCCCUUUCUUUCCUGCUUCCUCUGGUUCAGCAAGCUAGCGGUCUUUCCUUGGAGGUCUCUAAGGAUGGAGGCAACUCCUCCAGCUCGCUGCUCUAUGGCUUCAUGUUUGAGGAUAUCAAUCAUUCCGGCGACGGCGGUAUCUAUGGCCAAAUGCUGCGCAACAACGGUCUGCAGGGCUCCUCGCCAGACCUCACCGCGUGGCGCUCUAUCGGAGAUGGCUCGAUCGCCGUAGACUCGGAUAACCCGCUCACCACAGCCAUCCCGCACACCCUGCGUCUGGACGUGAACAAAGACGCCAGCGGCCAGGUCGGGUUCUCCAACGAGGGCUACUGGGGCAUCCCAGUGGACGGUUCCGAGUUCCAGAGCACCUUCUGGAUCAAGGGCAAGUUCUCCGGCGACCUCACCGUUCGUCUGGUUGGAAACUAUACCGGUACGGAGUAUGCGUCGAAGACCUUCUCCCAGGAGUCCAAGGCGGAUGAAUUCACCAAGGCGACGGUCAAGUUCCCUACGGAGAAGGCACCUGACGGUGCGGUUGUCUACGAGAUCACGGUCGAUGGUAGCGAUGUGCAGGGAUCCUCGUUGUAUUUCGGAUUCGUGGAGCUGUUCCCGGAGACCUACAAGUCGCGGGCCAAUGGACUGCGACCUCAGCUGGCUAAGAGCUUGGACGCCAUCAAGGGCUCUUUCCUUCGUUUCCCGGGUGGUAAUAACCUGGAGGGCAACGAUGAAGGAACCCGCUGGAAGUGGAAUGAAACAAUCGGUCCCGUCGAGGAACGUCCCGGUCGUCCUGGAACCUGGGAGUACUACAACACCGAUGGACUUGGCCUCGACGAGUAUCUUUACUGGUGCGAAGAUCUGGGUCUCACACCCGUCUUGGAUGUUUAUGCCGGCUUUUCUUUGGAGUCUGGGGGUAACACCCCGUUCACCGGCGACGCCUUGAAGCCGUACAUUGAUGAAGUUCUCAACGAGCUCGAAUACGUUCUUGGCGACUCCAGCACCACUUACGGCGGUCAGCGCGCUGCCAACGGCCGUAAAGAGCCUUGGGACGUGACGAUCGUGGAAAUCGGCAACGAAGACAACCUUGGCGGUGGUUGCGAAUCCUACGCCGAGCGCUUCACUGCCUACUACGACGCCAUUCACGAAGCCUACCCUGACCUGACCCUCAUCGCUAGCACCGAUAACUCUUCCUGCCUGCCCGAGAAACUUCCCGAGGGCGUCUGGCUGGACUGGCACAACUACAACACGCCCGAGGGCCUCGUGUCCCAGUUCAACAAGUUCGACAACAAUGACCGCUCCGUGCCCUACUUUAUCGGCGAGUACUCUCGCCAGGAGGGCGACUGGCCCGAUAUGGAGGGUGCCGUGUCCGAAGCGGUGUUCAUGAUCGGAUUGGAGAGAAACAGCGACGUCGUGAAGAUGGCCGCCUACGCUCCUCUCCUGCAGCUGGUUAACUCGACCCAGUGGACGCCCAACCUCAUCGCCUUCACCCAAUCCCCCGAAAUGGUUCAUGAAUCCACGAGCUACUACGUCCAGCAAAUGUUCUCCGCCAACCGCGGCGACACCAUUAAGGAAGUCAAGUCCGACGCGGCUUUCGGGCCCGUCUACUGGGUCGCUUCGAGCGCCGACGACACGUACUACGUGAAGCUGGCCAAUUUUGGCAAGGACACCCAGGAUGUCAGCGUGUCGAUCAACGGAUUGUCGACGGGCAAGUUGACCGUCGUGGCGGAUGAUGAUCCGGAAGCUUAUAAUUCGGACGCCCAGACGCUGGUCACGCCGUCGGAGAAGGACAUCACUGCGGAGAGCGGGAAGUUCUCGUUUACUUUGCCCGCUUGGUCGGUUGCUGUUUUGGCUGCUAAUUAG